AGCCAAUCAUUGAUGAGAAAAUCCCCGGAAGUGGCUGGAGGUAGGAUUCAGCGUGUCUAGGACCCUGCGAGAGUGGGUGAGGGACGCAGCGGGCGGCGAGAUGUACUGGCCCAGCCUUCUCCGUGGCCUCAGCUCGUCCCUCAGUCGCGGCCUGGCCGUUGUUCCCCAGCUCUGGGCCAGCCGCUCCAUGGCUACCCUGAACCAGAUGCACCGCCAGGGCCUCCGGAAGGAACCCCCUCGGCGUCUGGGCGCCACCGAGGGCCGGCCUCAGUUGAAGGGCGUGGUGCUGCGCACCUUUAUCCGGAAACCCAAGAAGCCCAACUCGGCCAACCGCAAGUGCUGCCGCGUGCGCCUCAGCACAGGCCGAGAGGCCGUCUGCUUCAUCCCUGGGGAGGGUCACACAUUGCAGGAGCACCACGUGGUCCUCGUGGAGGGUGGCCGCACUCAGGACCUGCCUGGGGUCAAACUCAAAGUUGUGCGGGGCAAAUACGACUGUGGCCAUGUCCAGAAGAAGAAGUGACCGCCUUUCACAGUGGCUGGGCACCCGGUCCUCAGAAGCUGGCUCUUCCUGCUCCAGGGGCAGUGGGUCUUGGGUUCAGAUUUCACUCCUAGUCAUCAAGACUGCCACUGGCCCACAGGGGUUCUGAGAGGGGACUGAAAAGAAGCAGUCAUGUGCCAACACCCUUGGCUUUUGUGUUCAGUGUUGGUGAGAGGAACCUCUUCUGUCAAGCAGGAAUUGUAUAAUAAACACAUCUGCAGGUUGUGA
Messenger RNA from Nannospalax galili (Upper Galilee mountains blind mole rat), 766 nucleotides. RefSeq names its product mitochondrial ribosomal protein S12 (gene Mrps12). Gene Ontology annotation, biological process: translation. Bases 101 to 520 code for a protein of 139 amino acids. Gene Ontology annotation, molecular function: structural constituent of ribosome. Gene Ontology annotation, cellular component: small ribosomal subunit; ribosome. The record is from RefSeq and is a predicted model, not a curated record. NCBI's taxonomy places the organism in Eukaryota, Metazoa, Chordata, Mammalia, Rodentia, Spalacidae. The transcript has 3 exons.